AUGGAGCUCCCCACUUUCUCUUUCCCCAGCGCGGCCUCGUCUCCCAUUCUGGGCAGCAAGCGCGAUGCGGAAGCAGCUUCCCUCGACGCAUCGUCUGACCGAUCUCUCAAGCGCAGCCGCUCUGCUCCUGCCGACUUGAGCCAGCAGAAGGAUCUCAUCCAUCGCGCCGACAGUAGCUCGCCGCUUUCUGGCAACCUUUCUGGUAUGACUCUCACCGAGGAGUUGCUCAAGCAGCUCGAUGCGAAGGACCGCGAACAUGCGCGAAUCAAGGAACAGGAACGUCUCGAUCGAGUGAUCCGCGAGCAGCAAGAAGAAAUGGCACAGCUCGAACGGGAAGUUCGUGAGGAGGAGGCCAAACGAGCCGCGUACAGAGUUCACUGUCAUGGCGAGAUCCAUAAGUUCACCAAGGAGAUCAAGGACUACACUGAGGACGGACGGAUCGACGCCGAGACCAUUGAGAUCUUUGUCGAAUCCCUUGUUGAGUUCGCGAAGGCGACCAACCGCGGCACCCCCGAGCAGCUGUCCAUGAUCAGAUCGGUCUUCCUCAGCCCUGACCCCCUUGCUGGUGUCGUGAAGACCUUCAUCGACGCGUCUACUAUGACCGAGGUCACUGGAGUCGCCUUCGCUAUGCCUGGUGGACACACGAUGUUCGUGCCUAAUGCUAGCUCUCAGACCGGACCCAUCAACGUCAUGCCCGUCACGCCUCCCAGCAGCUCAACUCGCGAUGCUACUUCUACCGGUGCUCGCUAUGCUGAUGCCAACACCAACACUGCUGCAGACCCAAAGGUGGACUACUUCAACGUACCCACGCAGACUCCUAUCACCAAGUGCUAUUCUUUCGGCACUCAGACUCCCGCCACUGAGUCCUAUUCUUUCGGCACUCAGACUCCCGCCACUGAGUCCUAUUCUUUCGGCACUAAGACUUCCGCUACCGAAUGCUGGUCUACAUGGAACCAAACUCCCGCCACGAAGUGCUAUUCUUUCGGCACUCAGACUUCCGCUACCAGGUGCUACGAUGUGAGCACUCAGACGGCCAAGCUCCCUACUCCUUCCGUCAGCAACUAUGAGCUCUGGAGACGCGAGCUGAGAACCAUCCGCCGACCCCGUUCCCUGAUCAAACCCCAGGCUCUGGGUGGUGUCAAGAAGGUCAGCACCCGGCUUAGACAGCCUCCAGCUCCCACCAAGGAGAAACCCGUCAGUGCAAUCAUGAAGCCUUCUUCGUUUACCAGCAGCGCAAGCACGAGCAACAGAUACCGUUCCAGCUUCAUGACACGCCCUAUUCGGGAGUCCCCCAAAUCUACUCCUCCCAAUGCUGCCGGCCUUCCGACGAUCAUCAGUAUCAGUGAUGACAGCGAUGAGGGCAACGAAGACAAUGAGGGCUACGAGGGCGACGAGGGCUACGAUGAUUAUGAAGAGGAUGAGAGCUUGUUCGUCCCUCAGUUCGACGGCGACUAUGGUGAUUCUUAUCGUGUCGGCGGCGGUUCUGGCAUGGCGACUCUAUCUACUACGCAGUGGUCUGGUUCGUCCGCAUUCACCCCAAUCAAGGACUCCCCCAUCAUCAUCCCUGAUGACUCCGACGAGGAGACCGAGCUUCUUGCUACUCAUGGCUCUCACUUGACUGCUCAGUCUACUGCUCAGUCUACUUCACAGGUCAUCAUGCCGUCGUCUUCCGCGGCCGCCGUUGACCCGUCUGGCCUCGAUCUUCCCGACUACUCCGACAUGGAAGAUGGGUUUAACUAUCAGACUACUUCUCACCGUGUCGGAGGAGCGACUAUGGCAUACGGCCCCGAUGGUGCUUACAUAGUCGAGAGCGUUGAAGAAGAAGAUGAUGAUGAAUACUUGUCCAUGACGCAGGAUAACUCCUACGACUACGGGGAGAUGGGACCUCCCGAGGGCACUCACGGCCAGGUGCUGGCACGUAUCGAGGACAGACCGCGGCAGCAGCAGCAGGCUUAUCCUCAGUACUCAAGAGAGCGGCCUUCUUUCUAUGGUUACGCGGCGUCUUCUGGUUCCGGCCACCAGACUGACCACGAGUUGCGCUACCAGUCGCGAUCUCAGCGCGUUGGUUGCCUUCCGUCCCCUCACGGUGGCUUGCGCCUCCAUCUCGACGAUUACCUGCACGACAUCGACGCUCGCACUCGACGGGAUAUCCGUAACAGCAUUGGACGGAUCCUUGAGGAAACUAGCUGGGGCGGUUUCAUCAUGGAUGAGGACGAGAGCUUCGAGCGGGAGUGGUUGCAAGACAGUCAUUCCAGCAUCAUCGAAGGCUUCCCCCUGGUCGAAGACAUCCAGUUCCUGGUCCUCGGCAACCACAAGAAGCCCGAUGGAGAUUGCUACUGGCGCGCUGUCUCGUACAAUAUCUACGGAACUGAUCGUCACUGGGAUCUCGUCAAGGCAGAACACCUCGCCUUCAUGUACCAGGUCCUGAGCCACGAGGGACACCCUCGGCACGCCCUGUACGCUGAAAAGUUGAACUCGAAGUUCUUCAGCACCGCGUCAGUUACCGGCCUAACCCCCUUCAAGGCCAACCUCUGGCAGCUGUUGCACAUGCCCCAUGCCUGGACACCCGGCAUCAUGGAGCAGAUAACCGCCGACCUCUACAACAUCUUCCUCGUCACAUUCAGCUACGACAGCAAUAAGAAGGAAUGUGGCGAGGUCUGCGUUCGAGGCGCGUACAACUCGCGUCAUAUAUUCAUGCUCUACGCGAAUGACGCGCACUUCCAGCCUAUGACUCCUAACGACUACUACGGCUACGAGUUCCGAUACCCACGCGUCACCGUGGAGGCCACAGCCAAAUUCACCCACGCGCCGCGAGCCGGCUCCAAGAAGGACGGCCUCGCGCACCCGUGGCGCAACGACUUCACCAAGGAAGUCCCCGCGCCCAUCCCCCGCAGCCACGGCUGCAAUGUCGACAAGCUUCGGGACGUCAUGGGCAGCCGGCCCCAGUCCUGA
Messenger RNA from Anthostomella pinea, 2952 nucleotides. NCBI's taxonomy places the organism in Eukaryota, Fungi, Ascomycota, Sordariomycetes, Xylariales, Xylariaceae. The record is from the annotation of a GenBank genome assembly.